Molecule: messenger RNA, 2234 nt
Organism: Chanos chanos (milkfish)
Lineage: Eukaryota; Metazoa; Chordata; Actinopteri; Gonorynchiformes; Chanidae
Gene: bcl6ab
Product: BCL6A transcription repressor b
Exons: 9
Coding region: 41-1861 (606 amino acids)
Biological process (GO): regulation of transcription by RNA polymerase II
Molecular function (GO): RNA polymerase II cis-regulatory region sequence-specific DNA binding; protein binding; DNA-binding transcription factor activity, RNA polymerase II-specific
Source: RefSeq, a predicted model, not a curated record
GACGGAAGAAACUUCUAGGAAAGGCAUACCAGAUUCCAGCAUGGCAUGUGCAGCAGACGGCUGCAUCCAGUUUACUCGCCACGCAGGCGAUGUUCUCCUAAACUUCAAUCGACUUCGUAGCAGAAAUAUCUUGACAGAUGUGACUAUUUUAGUCAGUGGGCAACCGUUUCGUGCUCACAAGACAGUGCUUAUGGCCUGCAGUGGCCUCUUCUACACAAUGUUCACUGAUGUCCACAAAACCAACCUGAAUCUCAUCAGUCUGGAUCCAAAAGUGGAGCCGAGUGGUUUUGCCAUCCUGCUGGAAUUUAUGUACACAUCCUGCCUGGCGCUCAAAGACAGCUGCAUCCUUGCCACCUUGGACGCAGCUGUGUACCUGCAGAUGGAGCACGUGGUGGACACCUGCAAACGCUUCAUGGAGUCCAGGGGUUUGUCAGUGAAGAAUCCCAGAGGGGAGUUGUUGGCCGGUCAAAUCCCAUUCCCUCCGAAAGUCCCUGCCUGUAACACGAGUGACACGAUGGAGAACUGUCCAAUCAGAGCAGCUCCACAGCUGCACGGCCUGAGGGCUUACAGAUCUCCCAGUAUCCACUACAGCAUCAGCACAUCCACUGGUCACCCCACCCGCUUCUACACACAUCUCCCCUUUCCCGUGGGAACGGGCUCCGCCCCGGAGAGCCCCUAUUGGCAACUGCCAAGCGACAGCGUCAUCACCAGACCACACCCUCCUUUGCUAGAGAAGGUGAAGAACCCAGAGCUCAGCUCCAGUAUUCACUCUCAGUCCACAGAGGAGAGACCCCAGCCGUCUGCAGUUCUGCCUCUAACGCGACAGGACGGAGCCUGCGGCAUCAGAGAGAACAUAGACGUAAAGGAAGAAAAGGAGGAGGAGGAAGACGGCGGCUUCGGUCACAACCAGCAUGGUGGCCCUCCGAGUCCCCUCAGAUCCAACUGUCACCCUAACUCACCCACUGAAUCUAGUGGAUGCAGCAGGGAAGCAGGCACCACCCAGAGCUCCAGUACCAAGACUCACCCCAAACUGCGCAACUGGAAGAAGUAUAAGCUGAUCGUGUUGAACUCGGCAGACAGAGAGGACGAACGUGGGGUGGACACCCCCUCCCCGGCCGCCAGUGAGAGUGCAGGCUGGACCAGUGAGCUGACAGAUUCAAGCCAGCACAGUCCCAACAGCAGAUCUGUUGAAGACUAUAAUCCCAACAACGAACACAGUUUAUCCUACUCCACAUCACCGCUGCAGCCAAGAAACGUGAUCAAAACACAGGGGCCAGAUUCAAGCUCUGGAAACAAUGCCCACUUUUGCAAUCGAUGUGAUUCCAGCGUGGAAGGUGAUUCUGAGAGACAGCAGAGGCUAGAGCUAGGCAAACCAUACAAAUGCGACCGCUGCCAAGCCAUGUUCCGCUACAAAGGAAAUCUGGCCAGUCACAAAGCAGUCCACACUGGGGAGAAACCAUAUCGCUGCAAUGUGUGUGGAGCUCAGUUUAACAGGCCAGCCAACCUGAAGACACACACUCGUAUUCACUCGGGAGAGAAGCCAUACAAAUGUGAGACGUGUGGUGCUCGUUUUGUACAGGUGGCUCAUCUUCGGGCUCACGUGCUGAUACAUACUGGAGAGAAGCCUUAUCCCUGUGAGGUCUGUGGAACACGCUUCCGUCACCUGCAGACGCUGAAGAGUCACCUGCGCAUCCACACUGGAGAAAAACCCUAUCAUUGUGAGAAGUGUGACUUACACUUCCGACACAAGAGUCAGCUUAGGCUGCACCUUCGACAGAAACACGGCGUAGUCACCAACACCAGGGUACAGCAUUCCAGCUCCGCCGCAGACCUGUCCAGCGACUCCCCCAUGAGCAGCUGAGGCCCAAGGCCACGGUCACCAUCCAACUGCACCACUGCCUGGAGUCAAACUGUGAGGGCUGAAGAUAAACAAACUCCACAUUGCCACUGAGUGUGAUGGUACAAAGAUAUUUAUGAGGUCACUUUUAGUACAUGCAACUUUCAGUAUAUUUUACAAAGCUAAACUGUACAUAUGAUGUGGUAAAUAAUAUUUAUGUAGGAUUGUAUAGCUAUAAAAGUCUUGGUGUACAAGCAAUCUGAAUGUGAAAUCCUGAACAUCAUCCAUUUAUUCUUGUUUUUUGUGUUUGUUUUUGUUUUUUUUAUAGCUGUUCUAUUUGGUACAUUUUCAGAGGCAGAAUAAUUGUGAAGCUAUACUUUGACUUGUAUGUAGAACU